Molecule: messenger RNA, 3037 nt
Organism: Sesamum indicum (sesame)
Lineage: Eukaryota; Viridiplantae; Streptophyta; Magnoliopsida; Lamiales; Pedaliaceae
Product: RNA binding (RRM/RBD/RNP motifs) family protein
Biological process (GO): regulation of mRNA stability
Cellular component (GO): nucleus; cytoplasm
Molecular function (GO): poly(A) binding
Source: RefSeq, a predicted model, not a curated record
CUCCGAAAUACUAACAAUCAUCUCAUAAAGACACAAUGACGUAGGGAUCGAAGCGUUUUUCCCCACUGCGCGCUGCUGCUCUUCCCUCACGGGAAAAGCUUCUGCCCAAAAUGGAGCUUCCUUCCCAAAUAUUUCCUACACAAUACUGUUUUAAUCAUACUGGAGAUGGGAUAGUUCGCAUCCCUUUUCCUCCGAAAUUUUUUCCGCAAAUCAAUUUCGUCUGAUUCUUUCAUGUACUUGUUCUUGUGAAAAAGCGUGGUGAUAUUCAUAUAUUGUUGCUUAUUAUACAAAUUUAAUCGAAUUGCCCUGUUCCCUUCUUUGUGUUUUUAUGUUAUUUGGGGAACCCGAUUGAGCAUCGAAGUUAAUGAUUGAAGGGCAAUCGGCGGAAUUGCUGUUUAGGGUUUUAGAGGACACGCUGUGAUUUUUGCGGAGUGCAGUGAUGGAGGGAGACGACCGCACAUUUAGGGUUGAUUUCUCAAGUGAAGGCGUGUUGAGGCUUCGCGAGGGUGUUAAGGAGAAGCUCAAGGAAUUCAUGGGUGACUACACGGACGAUACUCUUGUGGAAUAUGUGAUAGUCCUGCUAAAAAAUGGUAGGCGUAAGGAUGAAGCAAAAAGUGAGUUAAUUGUCUUUUUGGGGGAUGACAGCGGCUCUUUUGUAACUUGGCUCUGGGACCAUUUAGGAUCUAAUUUAAGUCUAUACAUGCAACCACAAGAGCUUCAGUCAGAUGGAGUCUCAGAAAGAAAACCUACAGCAGGGGAGCAGGCUGGAAAAACUGAUGCACAUCAGAUUGAAUCUGACGCUGAGAAAGCAGAUUCUAAUAAAACAUCUGGACACCAUCAAAAUCGGGACCACAAAGGAUCAGUGAGGGAUGGGGAUGAAAAUGAAGGCCCCCUUCCUAACAACCCUGUGUCUGACAAUGUAAAUUCCCAGGAUGAACCUCAUAAGAAAGUUGGUCAAACUAAACCAUCUCUUUCGCCUCGGUCAACAAUUCAGAAGAAAAGAAUGCGAACUGAGGAGAAACACCUGAGGAAGAGGGAAUUUUCUGAGUCAACCAUUAGUGCACCAAGAAGGCUACUGCAAUUUGCUGUACGGGAUGCUGUUGCUACUUCUAGACCAUCCAAUUCAACAGCAGAGCCUUCACUCAAACGCUUGCGAUCUGUGGUUUCUGCAUCAACAGGGGAUUCAUCCCUGGAAGAGCGACCCCAGAGAAUUCAACAUACUUCCAUGUCUGCUGCUAUUAAAGCUAUCACAGAAGCUGUCAAGGAUGUGAGCAAAGCUAGACCUUCACGCAAUGUGUUUGAUAGGCUUGGUCGUGCUACUGAUGUUGCACACACUACCACUUCCCAAGAAUAUGGAACUGUUGCUGAGGAUGUGGGUGGUGGAGUUCUUGAUGGCGCAAUGGAGAACUUUCACUCGGCUUAUCAUCCACGAAAUUAUAGCAGUAUGGUGCAAGAAAAGCAUAUGCUAUCUUUUCAUGACUUUACCAUGGAUUUUAACUUGGGAUAUGCUGGAGAAGCUUAUGGUGAUGUUGAUGCAAGGGUACAAGAAGCUAAAGAUGUAUCUCAGUCAGGCACAUCUGGUGGGAAAUGGGUAGAGAACUCCCUAAUUUUCCAGUAUGGUGCUGGUGGUGAUGCUAAUGAAAGACUGCACGGACAACGUAAAUAUUUGGGUCAACCUGCAACUGUGCCUAAUGCAUCACUUAGAAUUGCUUCGUCUAUAGGCAUGAAUACCGGGAAACAUCCUCAAUAUCAGGAGGUAAGUGCGGAAUAUGAUAUGGAAUAUCGCAAAAUUGUGCAAGGUAGUGUUGGUGUGGCUGGUAAUUCUGAAGUGUGGUUGAUGAAGGAGAACAACAAUCCUGCAGUAGCUUUUAAUGAAAACGCGAAACCUGAUAAAGUUCCUCGACAAUACCAAAAGACAGAGAAACCAACCGGUUCACGUAAUACUGGUCUACCAAGAGAAGAUGCUGAUUCCAGGACUAUCUUUGUUAGCAAUGUUCAUUUUGCUGCCACCAAGGAUAGCCUUUCACUGCAUUUUAACAAGUUUGGAGAAGUCCUGAAAGUUAUUGUUUUAAGUGAUUCAACUACUGGGCAACCAAAAGGGUCAGCCUAUAUAGAAUUCAUGAGAAAAGAUGCAGCUGAACUUGCUUUAUCUUUGGAUGGCACCUCCUUUAUGUCCCGCAUUCUCAAGAUUGUAAGAAAAAGCUCUGCUCAACCUGAAGCUGCGUCUGUCGUGACAUGGCCUCGUAUCGCUCGAGCAUCUCCUUUUGAUGUUCCGAGAUUUGGCAGAGUUCCUUUUGCUAGAGGUAUACCCAGUUUAUACAGGGCUCGCAUGCCCAUCAAGCCUGGUGGGAGGAGUUUCCAGUGGAAGCGGGAGUGUGGCUCCACUGUGACUGAGGCCUCAGGUCAGACUUUCAACACUACUGCUACUCCACCAACUAUUCGUAGUCUCACAUAUGUUCGAACAGAACCCAAGACAAAUGGAAGUUCUGGCACUGCUUAGUCAAAUUAUUUUUUUCCAUCUGAAGCCCAAGUACCAUGCAGGGAAUUCUAAUUUCCAGGGUGCUAACCACUCUGGUGAGCUAUACCGCAAUUAUUGUCUGAUAUCGUUUUUGCUUGGUUGGAUAUAUAGGCCGAGUCUGGAGGUGCACAAGUUGAGGGAAAAUUUCCUUAUUUUGCUUCAUUUAGUAGAGAGCUAAGAUUGGGGGUCCAGGGCAUUAAGGGAACGUGCCGUAGUUAGUCACUUUUGUGCAGCAUACAAAGAAAAUUAUUGCUAGUUAUUGCUAUUUGUCAAUAGAGAUUGGAUGGGCUAUACACGUUAUCCCCUUGGGCAUUGUUUUUGCUUUGUUUCAUGAAUAUGAAAGUUUGGAAAGGGAAAAUGAAAGGGUAAGACAUAAUACUGCCUUUAUAUUGUUGUGUAAUCACAUUUCAGCCAUACAUUUGAGAGAUUCUGGUCUCAAGUGCUUGAGAGAUCAUGAAUUUGGUAAUGUUUGUUUUGAAUAUCUGGUAUCCGUGGAAUGGUUUCUGUGUUGCACUUCAA